CAAAACUCAAUUUGGAGUUCCUUUUGUGUAGUUCUCAUUGCAUGGGUGAAUUAGUGCUACACUGCCGUACCAUGCUCUCCUCUUCUUGUUCCCAGUUUCUUCUUUUUUUGGGCUGGGGUGGCACAGAGGUGCUGUUCUUGCUUCCUGUUACUCAUUUAAUCACAUGCUGUCUUCUGUUUUCAGUAACCAAAUCUUGUAUUCCCUUUCUGUAACUGUAUUUGGGCCACUUGUUUUGUUCUCAACCAUAUCCUUCAUCUCGACAAUAUUUCCACCUGAUCCUCUUGUAUUUGCUUUGUGUUGGUAUCAGUUAGUGACUUCGGUAAUAUUGGGUGCCUAUAGUCCCUCAUAGGGUAGUAUGGGAUAAGAAGAGUGGUUUCCUUCCUUAAUAGCUAGCUUUUGAGGUGGGGUUCCCUACUUUUCUUAAGUACUUAAUAAUGGUUUUAGAGCCUAGUUGUCAGCGCCAUGGAAAGGGCUACUCUAGGCUGGAUUAAGGUGAAUAUCGAACACUGAUAACUGAUAGCCAAGUGGCUAUCAUUGGUCAAUGUCGAUAGAGUGAAGCUGCUUUGGACGUCAACUCUCCAGGGGCGGUGUAUUGUUAGGGACUUGAGUAUUAUGAGAUGCCCAAAGUUGCACAUCGGAUUUGAUUUUUCAAACUCAUAUAUAUGGCUUGAAUUUUACAAUACACCACUGGAAAAAGACAUCUCCUUAAUAUGUGAUACUAUUCGAUCGUGGCAUAUUGUUGGACGUCUUGGUGGAUGCAAUUCGAUGAACAUGCAACUAUCACAAUCUCCGAUCACGAAACGGCCAAGUUAUGAUUUUAUUCAAGGAGCUAAUGUGACGCCAACUACAUUUUACAACAUUGGGGAUCUUGAGGUUCAAGACAACUUGGCUCGAAUAUGGGUAGAUAUUGGAACCAGUGAACCGCUGCUUUUGGAUGUCUUGAUAAAUGCAUUAACACAGAUAAGUUCUGAUUUUGUUGGAAUCAAGCAAGUGGUCUUUGGUGGGGAAGAAUAUGAGAAUUGGAACGAGAAUAUGACAUCAGAGGAUUCAGGUUUUAGUGUUCACAAGAUCUGAACCCAAUUUUCUGCCAUAUUAUUUGAUAGAGGCAAGUGAAGAGGAAGUCAGGAAAUACUGCAUCGUAUGUAUUUGACAAGCAGAACUCGACCAUUCAUGAAUAUCAAUGUCAAAGACGUGUGAUGGAGCUCUGGGAUUUUGAUGGCUCUGGAAAUUCAACCAUUAAUGAAUAUCGAAGUCAAGACAUGACAGACGAGAUAACAGUUCUGUAAUUUAGUUAUCGGAUUUGUUGUUACUAAGGAUAAUUAAUCAAAAUGAACUUAAUUUUGAUUUGAUGUAGUAGCUCUUAAUGAAGUAGUGGAAAAGUUUGACAGCGUUAAAGGUUCCGUGGAGGAGAGAAAUGACUAAAGACCCUUUCGGUAAGAUUUCUGGGAAUGCUACUCCCAGCAAUCACGAAUCCUUCUUUUUUUUCUUUGAAAAUUUAUCCCUUUGUUUGGUUGAUACAUAAUUAUUGGAACAAUUAAUCCUGGAAUAUUUUAU
Messenger RNA from Arachis ipaensis, 1554 nucleotides. The record is from RefSeq and is a predicted model, not a curated record. Lineage: Eukaryota; Viridiplantae; Streptophyta; Magnoliopsida; Fabales; Fabaceae.